Messenger RNA from Rotaria sordida, 483 nucleotides. Lineage: Eukaryota; Metazoa; Rotifera; Eurotatoria; Philodinida; Philodinidae. The record is from the annotation of a GenBank genome assembly.
AUGGAACAUUCGUACAUUCAAAUAACUGAUUUACCUGAUGAGUUACUUAUAAUGAUAUUUAAAAAAUUAGAUAAUAUCCAGCUACUUUACUCUUUAAUGGAUGUUAAUAUACGAUUCAAUAAAAUUCUACAUGUUUCAAAUCUUACUAAUCGUUUAACAUUAUUGAAAUGGUCAAUUGAUAAUCUUAUCUCUCCACUAUCUGAUACCGUACUUGAUCGAUUUUGUAAAAAAAUAAUACCUAAAAUUCAUCAUAAUGUUGAAUGGCUUGGCACUGAAUCGUCAUCUGUGGAGCGUAUUCUUCUUGCUGCUAAAUAUCCCAAUUUAAAUGGACUUGCUUUAUUCAAUAUGACCGAAGAUAUAGCUCAACAUUUAUUUAAUGAGGAAAAUCGUUUAAUUGACAUAUUCAAAAAUCAAAUAACAAAAUUAAUUAUAAAUAUAUCUGAUCCUAAGAACAAAUACUGGAUAGAAGAAGUGCGCAUAUAG